UUCGCAAGAGCCCAGAAAAGGCCAAAGAGUCAAUCGAAGUGAGCUCACCUUAUCUUUUCAACGCAAAGUAGGUGUCUAGCAUAUGUCGAGAGCUGCGUUGUGGCGCCAGGAAGGCAAUGUCAAGGAGCGCGAACAACGAGCUGAGGAAGUUUUCCUCAAGGCUGUUGAGGACGGCCAGCUACGUGCUCGUUCCAAAGGCGUCCUACCCUUGUGGGGGGCGCCCGACUCGUUUCACUUCAAUCCUCUUUUAUUGCGUAAUACUGUCCGAUCGCUUUACUUUCAAAAAUGCUGCGAAAAAUUGCUGGACUGGAAUGCUGUCGUCGACGAGAUAUAUUACGAAGUCAAAUAUCUACAGCCCUUUGCGCUAGACAAAUCACCGAGUACGGCGUUUUGCCUGUUACUCCGGCUCUUAACGUUACGCGUGACGAAUCAUCAGAUGGAAUUGACGCUAAAACAUACUGAUUCGCCGUACAUCCGAGGAAUUGGCUUUCUAUAUUUGCGCUACGCCGGACCACCGGAACAAAUAUGGUCCUUCAUAGAAUCCUCUUUGCAAGAUGAGGAAGAGCUGGUAAUAGAAGCGGGACAUCGCGGGAAGCGGAGCACCAUUGGUCAAUUUGUCCGUAGUUUAUUCAGCAGCCGAGAUUUUUACGGAACCUCCCUACCUCGACUUCCAAUUCAAACCGAACGGGACAUUCAAGUAAAAAUUUUGCAGGCGGAAAAGAUCGCUGAACGAGCAUUUCAUCACUUUGAGAAUCAGCAACGAAUGCGGGUCUUCCAAACUUUAGGCGCUGAAAUAAGGGCUUUAUAUGGCGAUGAAGAUAACCCGGUGACGUGGUAUCGAGCAAUGGUGGACCGAGUGAUUUUUCGAGAUGAGGCAUCUGGUCAAACAUUGAAGUAUCCAAAAUUUGUCGUGACUUUCCCAGAGUAUGGCAACACUGAAACCGUUUCGUUGGGCGAGAUUGAUGCACUGGACGGACAAUGGAAGGACGAAAAAUCUAGCUCUGUCGGACGCAGAGACUCUCCUGAUGUACGGGGACUUCAUGGUGGAGAUGAGGGAGAAUUAUAUGAGGAGGUCAGAAGGCGAGAGAAAGAAACGGUGACAGCCGAAAAGGGUUGGGCUCGCCGACCAUCAACGACGAAAAGACUUCUUGCACAACAGCUUCACAGGGGACACAGUAUACAGGAUGAAGCUACGGUGAGACGCAAAUCGGCAGUACCCUUGCUGGCUACAUCGAGCCAGCAAGAACUGAACGUGCUAGCUUCGCCAAAGAAACGAUCGGCUGACGAGCUAGCUGCCAUUGCUGAGAAGAAGCGCAAGUUGAUGGCGAAGUAUGGGUAG
Messenger RNA from Phaeodactylum tricornutum CCAP 1055/1, 1339 nucleotides. RefSeq lists its product with no specific name. The record is from RefSeq and is a predicted model, not a curated record. The transcript has a single exon. Lineage: Eukaryota; Bacillariophyta; Bacillariophyceae; Surirellales; Neidiaceae. Bases 83 to 1339 code for a protein of 418 amino acids. Gene Ontology annotation, cellular component: precatalytic spliceosome.